CCCCUUCCAAGUGUUAUAAAUAUGGAGGUACUUGGCACACCCAUGGCAUUCACUUCCCAUAGUUGUAUAGAUAUACAAUAGCUUACAUACACAAGUUACUAGAGUUCUACCCAUGGCUGCAUCUUUUUCUGUACCUUCUAUGAUUAUGGAGGAAGAAGGGAGGUUCGAAUCAGAAGUAGCAGAGGUGCAAGCAUGGUGGAACUCCGAGAGGUUCAAGCUCACUCGCCGCCCAUAUUCAGCCAGAGACGUCGUGGCUCUCCGUGGCAACCUUAGACAAAGCUAUGGCUCCAAUGAGCUAGCCAAGAAGCUAUGGAGGACACUCAAGACCCACCAAGCCAAUGGUACUGCCUCAAGGACCUUUGGUGCACUAGACCCUGUCCAAGUGACCAUGAUGGCCAAGCACUUGGACACCAUUUACGUCUCCGGUUGGCAGUGCUCAUCGACCCACACGAGCACCAACGAGCCUGGACCAGACCUCGCUGAUUACCCUUACGACACUGUCCCAAACAAGGUCGAACACCUCUUUUUUGCCCAACAGUACCAUGACCGAAAGCAAAGGGAGGCUCGGAUGGGGAUGACCCGGGAAGAGAGGGCUAGAACCCCUUAUGUUGAUUACUUGAAACCAAUCAUCGCCGAUGGGGAUACUGGAUUUGGCGGUGCAACAGCCACUGUCAAGCUGUGUAAGCUUUUUGUGGAGCGCGGGGCUGCUGGGGUCCACAUCGAGGACCAGUCGUCCGUGACUAAAAAAUGUGGACACAUGGCGGGUAAAGUGGUUGUAGCGGUUAGCGAACACAUCAAUAGGCUUGUGGCUGCUAGGCUGCAAUUUGAUAUUAUGGGGGUUGAGACGGUACUUGUGGCUCGUACUGAUGCGGUUGCUGCCACUUUGAUUCAAACCAAUGUGGAUACCAGGGAUCACCAGUUCAUUUUGGGCUGCACUAACCCAAAUCUGAAGGGUAAGAGCUUGGCUACUCUUCUUGCUGAAGCUAUGGCUGCUGGGAAAACAGGACCAGAGCUUCAAUCCAUUGAGGAUAAUUGGCUGUCAAUGGCACAACUGAAGACAUUUUCAGAUUGUGUUGUUGAUGGGAUCAAGAACUUGAAUGAAAGUGAGGCUGAGAAGAGGAGGAGAUUGAAUGAGUGGAUGAAUUGUUCUAGUUUCGGAAAGUGUCUUUCGAAUGAGCAAGGCAGAGAGAUUGCUGAGAGAUUGGGGCUUCAUAACCUCUUCUGGGAUUGGGAUUUGCCAAGAACAAGAGAAGGGUUUUACAGGUUUCAAGGUUCUGUAAUGGCGGCAAUUGUUCGUGGGUGGGCUUUCGCUCCCCACGCUGACAUUAUUUGGAUGGAGACUGCUAGCCCUGACAUGGAUGAGUGCACCAAGUUUGCACAAGGGGUGAAAUCAAUGCAACCCGAAAUCAUGUUGGCUUACAAUUUAUCUCCUUCUUUCAAUUGGGAUGCAUCGGGGAUGAACGAUGUACAGACGAUGGAUUUCAUUCCUAGGAUUGCCAAGUUGGGGUAUUGUUGGCAGUUCAUUACACUGGCUGGUUUCCACGCUGAUGCACUGAUUGUCGACACAUUUGCCAAGGACUUUGCUAAAAAGGGAAUGCUGGCUUAUGUGGAGAGGAUUCAGAGGGAGGAGAGGAGCAAUGGAGUUGAUACAUUAGCCCAUCAGAAGUGGUCUGGUGCAAAUUACUAUGACAGGGUUUUAAGGACUGUCCAGGGAGGUAUUACUUCCACUGCUGCCAUGGGAAAAGGAGUGACUGAGGAGCAGUUCAGAGAGACGUGGACUAGGACAGGAGCUACAGAUAUGGGUGAUGGCAGUGUCCUGAUUGCCAAGUCCAGAAUGUAAGAAAGCUAUUCGAGAUUGGUGAUAGGGGGUUUGAGCUUGGGAAAUUUCUCUUGUUUCAACUUGGAACCCAAAGUAUAAUAAUCAUGUCUUAAUAAUUUUCAUUGGGGAUUGUGUCAUUUUGGGCAUUUUUAAGCCCAUGUUAGUUAUCGUUGUGGUUCUGUGAGAACUUCAUUGAGGGAGAAAUGUUGUUCACAUCUAUAGUAUUUUGAGUUUAUGUUGAGUACUUCAAAUAUGUUGUACCAAAACUAUUUGGACUUCCUUUGCUUUCA
Molecule: messenger RNA, 2109 nt
Organism: Camellia sinensis
Lineage: Eukaryota; Viridiplantae; Streptophyta; Magnoliopsida; Ericales; Theaceae
Gene: ICL
Product: isocitrate lyase
Biological process (GO): carboxylic acid metabolic process
Cellular component (GO): glyoxysome
Molecular function (GO): isocitrate lyase activity
Source: RefSeq, a predicted model, not a curated record